GGGGGGUCCAUAUGGCUGAGGAGAUGUUGUGAAAGUCUUGCACCUGACUGGAGUGUUCAUCACUGUCCCACAGACUGAUGCCCACAUCUACUCCAUAAGGCAGCAGAAACAGCAGCACAUCCAUUUCUCAGCAGAAUAAGCGUCCUGAUCCCAUGGAUAAACAAUCCACAGUGGUGUUUCGUAAUGUGGGGCAACUGUACUUCCCCCAAUCCAGAGUGGAGUGCCACUACAGCCUGACCUCUGACCAUCAGUGGAGCAGCAGCGACUGGAUUGGCAUUUUUGAGGUGGGCUGGUCUUCAUUGAAACAGUAUUUCACAUACUCAUGGGCCCUUGUUCCUGAGGGAUACACGGAGGGAACCGAUGUAAACUGGUGUGCACUUUUCCAAGCAUAUUACCUGCCCCGCCCCGGUGACAUGGAGUUUCAGUUUGUGUACGUGGACAAAUCAGGAGAGGUGUGUGGCUCUAGUCGACCCUUCAACUUCUGUUCUCCCAAACCGCUGGAGGAGAUGGAGACUCUGACAGAGGAACGAGGCGAGGAGGAGGACGGAGAGGAGAGAGAGGAGGACCUGCUCCUGGUCAUCCCCAAGGCCGAGCUGCUGCAGAGUCGACUGGAGGAAUGCUUGAAAAACCAGGCCGGUUUACAGCAGGCUCUGGAUGCCACGAAAAAGGAGACGCAUGAGGAGAAAGAGAACAGUAAAACAUUACAGGUGGAGUGGGAGAAGGAAAGAGAAGAAAUGAAGGAGGAGAUCUCAGUGCUGAGAGACGACCUGCGACAGAACUGUGACAAGUUGAAGAAGAUGGAGGGAAAACACAAGGAUGCAAGGUACAGUCAAGAAAACCUGACGUCUGAACUGACCAAACUUGUGACUGACAAGUCUGAGACUGAACAGCGAAUCAGAGACCUGGAGGAAGACGUCAAAGCUCAGACUGAGAGGAAGAAUGAGGCCAACAUGGAAGUGGAAAGGCUGAAGGAGAGACUGAAGAAAAUGUCCAGUCAAAUGAAGCACAAUGAGGAAAAGAGAAAAACCCUGCAGGUGGACAGCGAGGCCGGCCUGGUGGAGGUGCGAGGGCUCCAGGAGCGUCUGGAUGUUGGCGACCAUGUAACCGAGAGCCUGCGCCGGGAGCUGAGGGAGCUGGCCACACGUCAGGCCCACACCCACACCGACCUGCACCAAGCCCGGCUGCAGGUGGCCCAGCUCACCCUGCAGCUGUCGGAGGAGAACCUGGUCCUCAGGGAGGAGCAAGCCAACUGGGCCCUGGAGAGAGAGGCCUCCAAACAUGUAGCAGAGGCAGAUAAAAAUAAAUGGCAAGACCUGAGUUGUGAGAUGGAGAGGAAGGAGGAAUGGCUCCAGGAGGAGAGGAUGGAGAGGGAGAAAGUAGAAAUCGAGCUCGGGAGGGAGAGAGAUUGCAAUCGAGUGCUGCUGGGCGAUGCAGGUCGAGAGCUCCAGGAGUUGAGGGCCAGUCUGAGGAGGGUCCACACAAAGAGAGAGGAGGAGCAGCUUGAGAAACAGGACCUGGUGAGCUACAUCCACCAGUUAGAGCAGAGGUUGGGGAUUGUUCCAGAAAAUAAAUCAAAUGAAGAAAUUCCCACAUCUGUCUCUCCUGUCACUGAGGAGAAGAAAGUUCCAUCCCCAGCUUCCCCCAGAAAAGUGCAUUCACCUAUAUUCCUGCUCACUCACCUGGGACAGUCCCACAGAGCUGAGAUCUACGCUGAGACACACAACCAGAGCAACGACAACACACCGGCCUCUGACACACAGGGUGUGGAGAUGCUGCAGGAGAUUCAAGCUGAUGAACGGAAGCAACUGAUCCUACCUGAACUCACCAACCCCGUCCUGAGUGACCUGGCCGACUCCCCCGUGUGGUAACACAGAGAAGCACGGCUGGAUGGCAGGUUGCUUUCUUAGCACCAUCAUAAGAAACUUGUAACAUUUUAUGAUCAUUUUAUUGUUGUUCUUUGAUGCUCAUGUAAAAAAAGGCCUUUACAAAGAUCAGAAUAUAGAGUCUUUACAUUGCGAGUGCCUGAAUUUAAAGAAAACGUGGCACAAUGUGUUUUACUCAUGUGCCCAGAAUUUACUUAUUUAAACUUAAUUUUAUUGGUGUGAAAAAUGGUUUUCUUAGUGGUUUAGGAUUUAUGAGUUCAUAACUCCAGUAAAACUUGGAGUCUAAUUUAUUAUUGUGCUACAUUUUUAGAUUGAAAUGUGGAUGUGUGUAACUGUUGUUGGAAAAUGUCAAAGUGUGUAAUAAUUAGUUUGAAUUUAACGGAGUACAUCUUGUUUUGGUGGUAUGUUUGGAGAUGUGUCAGCCCCUCACCUCUGCAUGUGUGUGUGAAACCUGAAAGCAUGUCAAACGUGUGGGUGUGUGUUACAGACGUGUGAAAUGUUGUGUUGCAGCUUGUCGAGCAGAAUGUCAGACGGAGAGAUGUGAGGUUCUUUAAUAAAAUAUUAUCAUGAAUACAACAGGGUG
Hippoglossus stenolepis (Pacific halibut) is the source of this 2466-nucleotide messenger RNA. Its product is annotated as calcium-binding and coiled-coil domain-containing protein 1-like. Lineage: Eukaryota; Metazoa; Chordata; Actinopteri; Pleuronectiformes; Pleuronectidae. The transcript has 14 exons. The coding region runs from base 153 to 1868 and encodes 571 amino acids. The record is from RefSeq and is a predicted model, not a curated record.